Messenger RNA from Vidua chalybeata, 7873 nucleotides. RefSeq lists its product as uncharacterized. The record is from RefSeq and is a predicted model, not a curated record. Gene Ontology annotation, molecular function: calcium ion binding. Gene Ontology annotation, biological process: homophilic cell-cell adhesion. Gene Ontology annotation, cellular component: plasma membrane. Lineage: Eukaryota; Metazoa; Chordata; Aves; Passeriformes; Viduidae.
GAAAGCACUGAGUGGCAGCGGGAUUGGAUCGGCGGUGUUGCAGUGCCGGCGCUGCCGCAGCGGAGAUGUGCUCGGUGGGGAGGCGCUGGGGCCGGCGGCAGCGAGCUCUGCUCUGGGCCGUCCUGCUGGCGGCGUGGGAGGCGGCGUGGGGGCAGCUGCGCUACUCCGUGCCCGAGGAGAUGCCCAAGGGCUCGUUCGUGGGCGACGUGGCCAAGGACCUGGGGCUGCAGCUGCCGGCGAUGCGAGAUCGCAGUGUCCGCAUUGUCUCGGAAGGUAGGACGCAGUAUUUCGCCGUGCACGGGAAGACGGGACAUUUAGUGACGGCAGAGAGGAUCGACAGAGAGCAGCUGUGCGAGAGCUUGCAGCAAUGCGUGCUGCGCUGUGAGCUGAUAGUGGAGGGACAGAUGCAGGUUUAUGGGAUCCAAGUGGAGAUCACGGACAUUAACGACAACGCACCGAGCUUUCGAGAGGCAGAAAGAGAACUGAGAAUGAGCGAGAUGACAGCCCCGGGGUCGCGGUUUCCCCUGGCCGAGGCUCACGAUCCGGACUCGGGCCGGAAUUCCCUGCAGAGCUACGAGCUGAGCGGUGACGAGCACUUCUCGCUGGCCGUGCAGGCGGGCCCCGGCGGCGAUCAGCGUCCCGAGCUGGUGCUGGCGAAGGCGCUGGACCGGGAGGAGGCGGCGUUUCACGAGCUGGUGCUGAGGGCGAUGGACGGCGGCGAUCCGGCACGGACGGGCACGGCUCGGAUCCGCGUGACGGUGCUGGACGCGAACGACAACGCGCCCGUGUUCAGCCAGGCGGAGUACACGGUGCGUGUGCCCGAGGACGUGCCCGUGGGCUCCGUCCUCGUCACUGUAACGGCCACGGACGCCGACGAGGGGCCGAAUGGACACGUGAAAUAUUCGAUUCAGAAAAUUACUGAGAAAGCCUCGCAGAUUUUCCAGCUGGACACCGACACGGGAGCAAUCACUCUGCUCCGGAGCCUGGACUUCGAGGAAGGCAAUUCCUACGAAUUGGAGGUGCAGGCACAUGAUGGGGGAGGCCUUUUUGACACGACAAAAGUCGUGGUCUCUGUGACAGACGUCAACGACCAUGUGCCAGAGAUUUCGAUGCGGUCGGCACUGAGUGAGAUCUCAGAAGACGCCCCUUCGGGAACUGUCGUGGCCCUGGUGCACGUGAGGGACGGGGACUCGGGGGCUAACGGCGAGGUGUGCUGCACGCUCGACGAGGGUGUCCCAUUCCGACUGGAGAAGUCCUAUGAUGACUAUUACCGCGUGGUGACAGCGAGAGAGCUGGACCGGGAGCAGGUGUCGGAGUAUAACGUGACGGUGCGGGCGGCCGACGGCGGGUCGCCGCCGCUGCAGAGCAGCGCGGUGCUGGCGCUGCGGGUGCUGGACGUGAACGACAACGCGCCGGUGUUCGCGGAGGAGCGCUACAGCGCGCGGCUGGCGGAGAACAACGCGGCGGGCGCGCUGGUGCUGACGGUGCGCGCCACGGACGCGGACUGGGGGCAGAACGCGCGCGUGCGCUACCGGCUGGCGGAGGGGCGGGUGCGGGGCGCGCCGCUGUCGUCGUACGUGUCGGUGCAGGCGGAGACGGGCGCGCUGUACGCGCUGCGCUCCUUCGACUACGAGCAGCUGCGCGAGCUGCAGCUGUGGGUGCGUGCGGAGGACGGCGGCGCGCCGGCGCUGAGCAGCAACGUGUCGGUGCGGCUGCUGAUCGUGGACGAGAACGACAACGCGCCGCAGGUGCUGUACCCGCCACAGGCGGCGGCGGCGGCGGCGGCGGGCUCGGGCGCCGUGUGGUCGGGCGUGGAGCUGGCGCCGCGCUGGUCGGAGGCCGGCGCGCUGGUGGCCAAGGUGGUGGCGGUGGACGCGGACGCGGGGCAGAACGCGUGGCUGUCGUACGAGCUGGCCAAGGCCACGGAGCCGGGGCUGUUCCGCGUGGGGCUGCACAGCGGCGAGGUGCGCACGGCGCGCUCGCCGCUGGCCCGCGACGCGGCGCGCCAGAGCCUGGUGGUGCUGGUGAAGGACCACGGGCGGCCGGCGCUGUCGGCCACGGCCACGCUGAGCGUGGUGCUGGCCGAGAGCGUGGCCGAGCUGCUGGCCGAGCUGGGCAGCGCGGCCGACGAGGCGGCGGCGCCGGGCGAGCCGGCCGCCGGCCUGACGCGCUGGCUGGUGCUGGCCGUGGCCGCCGUGUCGUGCCUCUUCGUGGCCUUCCUGCUGCUGCUGCUGGCGCUGCGCCUGCGCCGCUGGCGCCGCCAGCAGCUGCUGCCGGCGGACAGCGGCGCCCUGCGCGGCGUGCCCGUGUCGCACUUCGUGGGCAUCGACGGCGUGCGCGCCUUCCUGCAGUCCUACUCGCACGAGGUGUCGCUCACGGCCGACUCGCGCAAGAGCCAGCUGCGCUUCUCGGCCGGCAGCUGCUGCGACACCCUCCCGGCCCGGCCGCCGCCCGACGAGCCCGCGCCGCUGCUCGGGGAUGAGGAUCUUGCCGGCGCCCUCCCCGCGGAUCCCGCCCCUCCUUCGGCGCCGAGCCCCGCCCAAAGCCGGGCCCCCUUGAGCGCGGCCAUCCGGCGGCUGCAGUGGCGCGGCGCCGCCUCCGGGUGCCGCUGUUGGCCGCCGCCGAGCGGCGCUGGAGCCGCCGCCGCAGCGUCCUGCCCCCGCAGGCUGCUCGCUCGCCCGGCGCCGGCCACAGCGGCAGCGGCUCCGCCACCAGCAGCAGCAGCAGCGGCGGCGGCGAGAGGCGUCCCGAGCGGGCUGGCUGCGCUGCGGCGGCCCCUGCGCUGUGUGGCGAGAGCGGCUGGAAGGGAGGCAGGGCAGCGGCGGGAGGCAGGAGCGCGGCGAGCGCAGGCGGCAGAGAAUGGCGGUGAGGCGGCGGCAGAGGCGCGGGCCGGGCGGCGGCGAGCGCUGCUGGCCGCGCUGCUGCUGUGCGUGUGGUGCCGGGCGGCGGCCGAGCGGGUCCGCUACGCCAUCCCCGAGGAGCUGGGCAGAGGCUCGCUCGUGGGGCCGCUGGCGCGGGACCUGGGGCUCAACGCGGACGAGCUGCCGGCGCGCAAGCUGCGGCUGAGCGAGGAGAAGCAAUUCUUCACGGUGAAUGAGGAGAACGGGAACCUGUACGUGAACGAGAGGCUGGACCGGGAGCAGAUGUGUGGUGAAUCAGCGACCUGCUCCGUCAGCUUCGAGGCGCUGGUGCACAACCCACUGAACAUUUUCCACGUCCAGGUGUCCAUCGAGGACGUGAAUGACAACUCCCCGGUCUUCAGCAAGGCUGUUUUGGACCUCGAGAUCGGUGAAUUAAUCCCUCCUGGUGCUCGGUUUCCACUGGAGAUGGCCCGAGAUGAGGACGCAGGAAGCAACUCACUGCUGACUUAUCAGCUCACCAGCAACCCUUGCUUCUCCCUGGUCAUGAAGGAGAGCCCUGAAGGAAUCAAGGAGCCGGAAUUAGUGCUUGAGAAAGCAUUGGACCGGGAGAAGCAGAGCUCCUUUGAACUGGUGCUGACAGCAGUGGAUGGCGGGGAGCCCGCCAGAUCAGGGACUGUCCAGGUUCGCAUAAACGUUACUGACGCCAACGACAACCCGCCCGUGUUCAGCAAAAGCCUCUAUGAGGCGAGAGUAGCGGAGAAUCUCUCAGUGGGGUCUCUGGUGCUCCGAGUACGGGCGACAGAUGCGGAUGCGGGCACCAACGGGCGGGUCUCCUACUCAUUCAGCAACGUUCCAGACAGCAUCCGUGCUUUGUUCACUGUCGACAGCAACAGUGGCGAGGUCAGGACGGUGGGUCCCCUCGAUUUCGAGGAGAAGAAUAAAUACCUCUUCGGCCUGGGAGCGAUGGACGGAGGCGGGUUAACGGCUCACUGCAAGGUUCAAAUAGAUAUCAUGGAUGAGAAUGACAACGCCCCGGAAAUAACGAUUCUGUCACUUUCGAGCCCGGUGCCUGAGGACGCCCCGGUCGGCACUGUGGUAGUCCUGCUGAAAGUGCGGGACCGGGACUCCGGUGACAAUGGUCAGGUGUCGUGCGAGCUGUCGGGAGAGGCGCCGCUGUCGAUCGUGGCGUCCUCGGGCGGCUCGUACAAGGUGGUGACGGCGGGCGCGCUGGACCGAGAGCAGGCGUCCGAGCAUCGCGUGACGGUGGUGGCCCGGGACCGGGGCAGGCCGGCGCUGUGGAGCAGCAGGGAGCUGGUGCUGGAGGUGUCGGACGUGAACGACAACGCGCCGGUGUUCGAGGAGGCGGCGUACAGCGCGUACGUGGCGGAGAACAACGCGGCGGGCGCGCUGGUGCUGCGCGUGCAGGCGCGGGACGCGGACGCGGGCGCCAACGGGCGCGUGAGCUACUGGCUGGCGGGCGGCAGCGCGGGCGCGGCGGGCGCGGCGCCGCUCGUGUCGGUGGAGGCGCGGAGCGGCGCGCUGUACGCGCAGCGCUCCUUGGACUACGAGCAGUGCCGCGAGUUCACGGUGGCGGUGCGGGCGCAGGACGGCGGCUCGCCGGCGCGCAGCUCCACGGCCACGGUGCGCGUCUUCGUGCUGGACCGCAACGACAACGCGCCGCGGGUGCUGUGGCCGGCGGCGGCGGGAGAGGCUGCGGGAGGGGCGGCGGCUCCUUUCGAGGUGGUGCCGCGUUCUGCCGAGGCCGGCUACCUGGUGGCCAAGGUGGUGGCGGUGGACGCGGACGCGGGGCGCAACGCGUGGCUGUCGUACGAGCUGGUGCAGGCGUCGGAGCCGGCGCUGUUCCGCGUGGGGCUGCACAGCGGCGAGGUGCGCACGGCGCGCGCCGUGUCCGAGCGGGACGCGGCCAAGCAGCGGGUGGUGGCCGUGGUGAAGGACCACGGGCAGCCGGCGCUGUCGGCCACGGCCACGCUGCACGUGGUGCUGGCCGAGAGCUUGCAGGAGGCGCUGCCGGAGCUGAGCGAGCGGGCGGCGGGCGCCGAGGCGGCGGCGGCCGAGCUGCAGUUCUACCUGGUGCUGGCGCUGGCGCUGCUGUCGGCGCUCUUGGUGCUGAGCGUGGCGCUGGCCGUGCUGGCGCGGCUGCGGCGGGCCGGGCCGCCCGCCGUGCUGCGCUGCCUGGGCGCGCAGCGCUUCUCGGUGGCCGGCGCCGCCUUCCCGGCCGACUUCUGCGAGGGCACCUUGCCCUACUCCUACAACCUGUGCGUGGCGGCGCCGGCCCGCGCCGUGCCCGAGGCCGCUUGGCCGCCGCCGCCGCCGGUGCCCGUCCUGUCGGCGGAGGAGCUGCUGAGUGGGGAGCCCUUGGAGAAGCAGAUCUCGAGUAGUAACGCCGCCGAGGGAGAGCUGCCUGCCAAUCCUGAUGCACCGCAGCAAGCUCAGCCUAACACAGAUUGGCGCUUCUCUCAGACCCAGAGACCUGGAACAAGUGGCUCCCAGAAUGGAGAGGAAGCUGGAGCCUGGCCCAACAACCAGUUUGACACGGAGAUGCUCCAAGCCAUGAUCCUGGCUUCAGCCAAUGAAGCUGCUGACGGUAACUCGACCCUGGGCGGCGGCAAUGGCACGAUGGGGCUGAGCGCCCGCUACGGCCCGCAGUUCACCCUGCAGCACGUCCCCGACUACCGGCAGAACGUCUACAUCCCGGGCAGCAACGCCACCCUCACCAACGCCGCCGGCAAGCGCGACGCCAAGAACGCCGCCCCCGCCGGAGGCAACAAAAAGAAAUCCGGGAAGAAGGAGAAGAAGUAGUGAAGAAGAAAAAGGAGACCUUAGAGCUACAGGGCAGCCGGCUCCAGCACUCCCCCAAAAACCACAGCCCAGGCCGGAGGACGAAUGUGAAUUUUUUUGUGGUGCAAAAGUAGGAAAUGCUGCGAAUGUAUCUCGUCAUCAUCAGAUCUGAGAGCAGGGGCUCGCUGCUCUCAGGUCUCGUGAUGAAAACCAAUCCGGAGUCUAAACCGAACACAAACAAGUGCCCUGUGAAUAAUGUUUUAUACAAUCCCUCGGGUAUUAGAAUAUGCAAGGGCCGAAGGUCUUUUGCCACGUCUUUGGAUCCAGUUUGCUCCCAGGUAGUCCAAGAAAGGCACAAGGCUUGUGCUCGGCUUUGCCCAAUGUAAAUAAUUUUAAUGUGGAUCUUUUAAUUUAUAGCCCUUCAGCUAUUUUUUGGAAAGGAAAAGGAAGUUCUUAGCUUAGAGCCCAUGCUCCAGUUCUUUGCUGUUAAAUUUUCCAUUUGUAAAAUUCACCCCCAGUCAAUGAUAGCGAUGGAUUUUGGAAUUUGGAAGUUGGUAGGGAGUGCUUCAGUUCCUGCUUACCUGUCAUCUGAAAAAAAAAAACUUUAUAUUGCAUGAGUCAAAGGGAAUAUGGCAAAGCUGCAUCCUAAGCAUUUUUAAUUUUUUUUUUCUUUAAAUUGUAACCACUAAUGGCCUGAAAAAUGAUAAGGAAAAAGCCCUCCUGCUGUGUGAGAGGCAGGGAAUUCCAUGAGGAGCAUGCCGAGGUGUGCGGCAGCUGCCCCGGCGGUUCUAGGGGUCUCCGAAGAGCAGACACAUCUCAAACCUUCUUUGCAGUAAAUAUUUAUAUGUACAGUCGAUGUUCUUAUGGAAUUAAGGCUAAGAGAGCCUCGCUCCCCCGCGGCCAGGCCUGGCCAGGUCCCCGCGCAGGGGACACGGGGACGACGCUUCACUGUCUGCACACGGUGUCUGCAUGCACGUCCCUCACCUCACACCUGCACUAGCGCAGUAGCUCCACGGACCCGCAGAAGUCCUCGCAUGCCCACGUGGUGUGAACGCGCCGGCAGCCGCCCGGGCUGCCCUGGGGAAGGGGUGGGAGGGGGUGGGAUGGCUCAGGCGGGGUGGGGAAACUCAUUAUUGCUUCUAGUUCGGGCCCCAAAGGGUGUCUGGGGUGGUGGGGCGGUUCUACGAGGCGGUUCUUGGGGUCUCGCCCAAAGGGCGGGAUCCGCGGAGCUGCCGUGCAUGGCUUUGGUGCAGACUUGGUGGCUGAGUAAGUGAUGGUUGUCUUGGAGGCGUUUGGGGACCAGAUCCAGACAAGGGACCCAAGAGCAGGGGGUGACGCUGCAAAAUGGGGGGCAGUGGCUGGGGGAGUGUCACAUGGGACCAUGUGGGGCCAGCCUGGAGGAAGAGGUGACGCUCCCGCUGGCUUUGGGCUUUGUAUCCUGCGGGCAGAACUGAAGGAUGAGGAUUAGAAUUUCUCCAUGUGCCCAUCACCAAAGCACCAGGCCAGCUUCCCAUAGCAAAGCAGCUCUGAGCCCCCGGGAGAGGCAGAUGGGGGCUUUGUGUAGCCAGAGCCAGGAGAGGAGCUGUGGGGUGGCCCGGAGGGGGCCACACCGAGUUUCCCAGGGGGGUGUGUGUUGUUUUUUUCCUUUUUUAAUCACUAACACGUAACUCACCCGAGCAGAUCCAGCCCUUUCAGCCAGGCUCUCCCCACCCGUGCCCCCUCCCCAAACCAGGGCAGCAGGAUCAUCCUCCGUGUUUCAUCAGACCCAGCCACCUCUGGCGCUGGCUGCACUGGGAGCGGUUCCCACCCUGUCCCCUGCAGCUGCCACCUGCCCCCCCUCUAGAAAUGCUGUAGCUGAAUCGUAGUCUUUAUAUUUUCUUUUUAAUCUGCAAUCUGAGGUAGCGUAGUGAGUGUCGUGUAUUUAGUGGCGUGUUAUUUUUAAUUGCAGUAACUAACUUGUGGACAUCAGUAUUUUCAAUUUUCUCUGUAUCUUCUUUCCAUGUGGUCUGUGCUCCGAGUGUGCGUGAAAUGAAACACGUUUGCCCUUUCAAUGUGUCUAAUAUUGAAUUAUACUUAUAUAUUAUAUAUAUGCUUAUAUCCUUCUUAUACCCAUAUAGACCAAUGUCGAUGUGUUACACGCAAGUUUUAUACUCUAAUAUUUAUAUUGCUUUUUUUCUUUGGGAAAAAAAAAUAAUAAAAUGGUUUCUUCUGAA